Molecule: messenger RNA, 976 nt
Organism: Vespula pensylvanica (western yellowjacket)
Lineage: Eukaryota; Metazoa; Arthropoda; Insecta; Hymenoptera; Vespidae
Product: UPF0598 protein CG30010
Exons: 4
Coding region: 251-925 (224 amino acids)
Source: RefSeq, a predicted model, not a curated record
AUGUAACAUGGAAAUGUGCAUGUAUAUGUCUAUCAUGCGAUACUCGAAAGAUUGCGCAAAAUGCACAUACACCACGAUAUUAAAAUUAAUAAAUAAUGAGAUUCUAAUUACUUUGCGUGGAUUGCUUGCGCUGCGUAUUAGUGUUUACAUUAUGAUCAUAAAAAAUUAUUAAUUUAAAUAAUUAUAUCGUGAUUACAGACGAAUUAACAGAAUCAAGACGGAAUUGAAAUAAAUAAUAAUAAUCAGGGACAUGUUUACUUUGUCGAAUAUAUACUUUAAUAGAAUAGUUAUGAAUACGCGAAAAUUUUCUUCUUAUAAGAUAUAUGAACGAAGUUAUAUGACUUAUAUACAAGGCCAAUCACCAGAACCACAUAUACGAGAAUACUUUUAUUAUAUUGAUCAUCAAGGCAUGCUGUUCUUAGAUGAUGUUCGUACAAAAAAUUUUACAUCCUGUUUUAAAGACAAAAAAUUUUUGGCUUUCUUCUUUAAAAGACUCAAAAUAAAUAAUAUUGGACGACAUACACAAGAAUUUCCUUAUGUCUCUCUUUGUGGUCCUGAAAGGAACUUUAUAAAAUGCGAUGAUCUCCCUAUAGUUUUCACGAAAAUUAUUCAAAAAGAAAAUGUAGAAAUUGAUAAAGAGGAGGAUUGGUUUGGCUAUUCGCACGCUGAGGAGUUUUUGAUGGUACCAUUUGAACCAGAAAAAUUAUUUAUGGAUUGUAAUUCAGGUAGAGUAUAUCAUCCUGCACCUGAAAAAGUAGGAGGCAUUGGUCUGGUUAGAUCCAAAAUGGCUAUUGAACUGAGUGUUUUUUUCUGUUUUGAAAAUGGUGAAGAACAAGGUCCAACUCAUUUUCAAUGGAAAAAUAACAAAUACGUAAUUGAUACUGAGUGGUAUAAAAACAGUGUGAAGUAUAAAGAUUGUCCUUAAAAGUUACAUUUUUAUUGGAAAGGGAAUAAAAAAGAUGACCAUUUUCUUAAU